AUGAUUGUACAUCUCCCAAGCAGUUAUCAUGUACAUAAAACGAAAGACGGUGACGAGGUAGAGCUCGUUGAUAAACACAAGGGUGGCCAUUGGCUGUUGAAGAGUUUAAGCGAAAAGAACACUUUAAGCUUGAUAGAUCCAGCAGAAAGACUGUAUGCACACUCGAAGCAGCAUGGAUUCGAUUAUGAAGUUAACUUAUCAAAUGGUCGCGUCAACAUUGAUAGGGAUAGUUACUUUAACAGUUUGAGCUACUUGUUUGCGUUGCCUUCUGGAGUAAAUUGCUCAGUAAAGUCAAGUGAUUUUUACAAUCUUAGAGUGGUUGACUUGGAAACGGAUAAGACACUGGCUACCUAUUCGAAGCAUAAGCACGGAUUAUCACUUCACAAGUACUCGACGUUGAAAAUAAAUCCUGAUUUGUCAGAUCACGAUAAGUUGCUGCUUAUUAUGGUUUGUCUGCAGAUGAACAGAUGA
This is a messenger RNA of Wallemia ichthyophaga EXF-994, 471 nucleotides long. RefSeq lists its product as uncharacterized. The coding region runs from base 1 to 471 and encodes 156 amino acids. The record is from RefSeq and is a predicted model, not a curated record. Lineage: Eukaryota; Fungi; Basidiomycota; Wallemiomycetes; Wallemiales; Wallemiaceae. The transcript has 2 exons.